Messenger RNA from Etheostoma cragini (Arkansas darter), 604 nucleotides. RefSeq names its product anion exchange protein 2-like. NCBI's taxonomy places the organism in Eukaryota, Metazoa, Chordata, Actinopteri, Perciformes, Percidae. The transcript is spliced from 3 exons. The record is from RefSeq and is a predicted model, not a curated record. Bases 1 to 465 code for a protein of 154 amino acids.
AUGAACCGUCUCCACGCCUCUCUGUGUCCUCCUGAGUCCGUCGGUCCGUCUCCACCUCCGCCUGGUCGCCCCGGCCCCAGUGAGGAGGAAGAAGAAGAAGAAGAAGAGGAUCUGAACAGAGCGUUUGAUGUUCAGGGUUUCCAGCAGAUCCUCCGCCCUGCAGCUCGCAGCCCCCCCGAGAAGCUCCGGGUCUAUGACGAGCAGGACUUUGAAGACCACCGUCACUUCUCCCUUCAAGUCCAUCACCCUCUGACCAAACCCCCCCCCGACAGCCGGAGGAAGAGGACCAAUGAGGGGAGGAAGGAGCGGAGACGGGGCUCCGCCCCCAGUGCUGCUGGCACCAUAGAAGAAGACCGGGAGGACGAUGACGGCGAGGAGGAGUGGAGUCAUGAAGCCGAGACCCCCAGGUCUUUCCCUCUCUCUGAACUAUUCAGUUCUCCUGCAGGGACAACAUCUAACAUGUAGCUCCUCCCCUUCACAGGGAUCCGCCCACUGCCUCGACCAAUCAGAGCGCUCUCUCCCCUGGCGCCAUCGUGACGGGCGCUGCUGCCGAUGACGCCGAUGAGGCGGAGACGCUGAUGUCUGUCGACCUGGACGGCAUCAA